Molecule: messenger RNA, 1484 nt
Organism: Callorhinus ursinus (northern fur seal)
Lineage: Eukaryota; Metazoa; Chordata; Mammalia; Carnivora; Otariidae
Gene: NQO2
Product: N-ribosyldihydronicotinamide:quinone dehydrogenase 2
Cellular component (GO): cytosol
Molecular function (GO): NAD(P)H dehydrogenase (quinone) activity
Source: RefSeq, a predicted model, not a curated record
GCGGCGCGCCGGGAGAGGGCCGGGAAGAGAGAACCGCUGGGCUCUGGGGACCAGCGGGGGCCGUGCCGAGGCAGCACCAGUGCACGCGGCCUGGCGGCACAGAGCGCAGUCGCAGCUCUCCGCCCGGCGGACAAGUGAGAGUACGGGGCCCCGGGGGGCCGGAACCUCGCGCAGACGCCUGGAGCUUCGCUUCCGAAGGCGGAGGGCUGAGUCCUUCCGCUGCUUCUCCGGGGCCUGCGCUGCCCGCAGUAUUGUUGGCGUUGCUGAGGAGAGUGACCACAGCUGAAAGCCUGCAGCUCGCCACGCUGAAUCCUGUGCCCAUGAUUAACAGCAGACCCUCCCUUUGGUAGUAGUCAGAAGGGAAGAAUCCAUCUUCUUAGAACAUGGCAGGCAAGAAAGUGCUCAUUGUCUAUGCUCACCAAGAACCCAGGUCUAUCAACGGCUCCUUGAAGAAAGUGGCAAUGGAAGAGCUCAGCAGACAGGGCUGCACCAUCACCGUGUCUGACCUGUACGCCAUGGACUUCGAGCCGCGGGCCACCAGGAAAGAUGUCAUCGGUGCUCUCUCUAAUCCCGAGUUCUUCAACUAUGGGGUGGAAGUAUAUGAAGCCUUUAAGAAGAGGUCUCUGGCCAGUGACAUAACUGACGAACAGAAAAAGGUUCAGGAAGCUGAUCUAGUGAUAUUUCAGUCACAGGGACUGCUGCCGCUGAGCCAAUGUCCAGCAGAACUUCCUAGCACCCGCCCCCCACACCUGCUCAAGGACCAGCCUAAGGGGGCCGUCCCUGGGGGACACAGAGCCACCUGUAAUGGCAACCAGGACCAUGGUCAGCUCUGCCCCCUCACCCCACCAUCACCCUGUCCACACUGCAUGUCCCUGCUCGUGCCACUCCCCGGCUAUACUCGCCUGCCCAGCACCUGGGAAGAGGAAGACAGUGGGAUUCCUUCUGGAUCAGCAGAUCUGCAACCUGAGGCAGCCCGCAGCAUCUGUCUCUCCCUGGUCUUAUGUCCCCAGUUCCCGCUGUACUGGUUCGGCAUGCCGGCUAUCCUGAAGGGUUGGAUGGACAGGGUACUGUGUCAGGGCUUUGCCUUUGACAUCCCAGGAUUCUACGAUUCCGGUUUUCUCAAGAAUAAAUUCGCCCUCCUCUCGUUAACCACGGGGAGCACAGCCGAGAUGUACACGAGAACCGGAAUCAGCGGAGAUUUCCGGUACUUCCUGUGGCCCCUCCAGCAUGGGGCACUGCACUUUUGUGGAUUUAAAAUCCUCGCCCCUCAGAUGAGUUUUGCUCCUGAGAUUGCCUCAGAAGAAGAGAGGAAGGCUAUGGUGGCGUCCUGGGCCCAGCGGCUGAAAACCAUCUGGGAGGAAGAGCCCAUCGACUGCACGCCUCCUUGGUACUUCGGGCAAUAACACUUCGCGCAUUAUCCACGGCACAGGCACUGCCUGCACAUGCAAAGAGAUGAUCCCGUAAUAAAAGGAAAUUACAACAGA